This is a messenger RNA of Cucumis sativus (cucumber), 369 nucleotides long. RefSeq lists its product as uncharacterized. NCBI's taxonomy places the organism in Eukaryota, Viridiplantae, Streptophyta, Magnoliopsida, Cucurbitales, Cucurbitaceae. The record is from RefSeq and is a predicted model, not a curated record. Bases 1 to 369 code for a protein of 122 amino acids. The transcript has a single exon.
AUGGCUUCCCGGCUGCAGAAAGCAUUGAUGAAACUCAAGGCAGUUCUCCGUCUCUGUCUCCUUCCCCGGCAACGGUCACGACGGCUCGGAUCAUUCGAUUCCGACGACGAUCAAAAAGUAGGUAUACGGAUUGUGUUGGAAGAUCAGAGUAGAAUCGCUGAGAGUUCUUUUGUGAGAAAGCUUGAGCGUGCUUCCAGUUCAAGAUACGGAGGCUACGAAGAAGAUGUCGAUCAACGAGCGGAGAUUUUCAUCGAGAAUUUCCGGCGUCAACUGAGGUUAGAACGACAGAUUUCUUUGCAAUUGAGGUAUUAUAGAGUUAAUAGCUACGAAACAGAGUAUGAACAGAGAUCUCCGUCGUCGAUUACGUGA